GGAAGCCCUUCUUUGAGACAAAUGACUAUGAUGAGAGAAAAGGGAAGACGGCAAGCCAUUAGAGGUCCAGCUUUUAUGUUUAAUGACAGGGGCACAAGCCUCACAGCUGAAGAAGAACGUUUUCUGGAUGCUGCAGAAUAUGGGAACAUUCCUGUGGUGCGCAAAAUGUUGGAAGAGUCAAAAACAUUAAAUGUGAAUUGCGUUGACUAUAUGGGCCAAAAUGCCUUGCAGCUUGCUGUAGGAAAUGAACACCUUGAAGUGACAGAACUUUUGUUAAAGAAGGAGAAUCUGGCACGAAUUGGAGAUGCUUUGUUACUUGCAAUCAGCAAAGGAUAUAUCCGGAUUGUGGAAGCAAUCUUGAAUCAUCCUGGGUUUGCAGCUAGUAAGCGGCUGACUCUGAGCCCCUGUGAGCAGGAACUCCAAGAUGAUGACUUUUAUUCCUAUGAUGAAGAUGGCACCCGCUUCUCCCCAGACAUCACACCCAUCAUUUUAGCUGCUCAUUGUCAGAAGUAUGAGGUGGUACACAUGCUGCUAAUGAAAGGGGCAAGGAUAGAGAGGCCCCAUGAUUAUUUCUGUAAGUGCAAUGAUUGCACUGAGAAACAGAAGAUAGAUUCUUUUAGUCAUUCUAGAUCAAGAAUAAAUGCAUACAAAGGAUUGGCCAGUCCAGCCUAUCUGUCCUUGUCUAGUGAAGAUCCAGUCCUCACUGCUCUAGAACUUAGCAAUGAGCUUGCCAAACUGGCUAAUAUUGAAAAAGAAUUCAAGAAUGAUUACCGUAAGUUGUCUAUGCAAUGCAAGGACUUUGUUGUUGGUGUCCUUGAUCUCUGUCGGGAUUCUGAAGAGGUGGAAGCCAUUCUAAAUGGAGAUUUGGAAGCAGAGCCAGUUGAAAUUCAGAGGCACAGGGCUUCACUGAGUCGUGUCAAACUGGCUAUUAAAUACGAAGUCAAAAAGUUUGUAGCCCAUCCUAACUGUCAGCAACAGCUGUUGACCAUCUGGUAUGAAAACCUUUCAGGAUUAAGGGAACAGACCAUAGCUAUCAAGUGUCUAGUUGUGCUGGUGGUUGCAUUGGGCCUUCCAUUUCUUGCCACAGGAUACUGGAUUGCACCAUGUAGCAGGCUUGGGAAAAUUCUUCGGAGUCCAUUUAUGAAAUUUGUGGCACAUGCGGCCUCCUUCAUUAUUUUCUUGGGACUACUAGUAUUUAAUGCUUCAGAUAGAUUUGAAGGCAUCUCAGUAUUACCAAAUGAAACAGUUAUUGAUUACCCAAAACAGAUUUUUCGAGUUAAGACAACUCGGUUCACUUGGACAGAGAUGCUGAUCAUGAUAUGGGUGCUUGGAAUGAUGUGGUCUGAGUGUAAAGAGCUCUGGCUAGAAGGACCCCGUGAAUAUAUUCUGCAGCUUUGGAAUGUUCUUGAUUUUGGAAUGUUAUCUAUUUUUAUUGCUGCUUUCACAGCUAGAUUGUUGGCCUUUUUACAAGCUACAAAAGCACAGAACUAUGUGGACAAAUAUAUCCAGGAGACAGAUCUCUCUGUGGUCACACUUCCACCAAAUAUAGAGUAUUUUACUUAUGCUAGAGAUAAAUGGCUUCCAUCUGAUCCACAAAUCAUAUCGGAAGGUCUUUAUGCAAUUGCUGUUGUGCUUAGUUUCUCUCGGAUUGCUUAUAUUUUACCUGCAAAUGAGAGUUUUGGACCACUGCAGAUUUCACUUGGAAGAACUGUUAAAGACAUUUUCAAGUUUAUGGUUCUUUUUAUUAUGGUAUUUCUUGCCUUUAUGAUUGGGAUGUUCAUACUGUAUUCUUACUAUCUUGGAGCCAAAGUAAAUGCAGCAUUUACUACUGUUGAAGAAAGCUUUAAGACUUUAUUUUGGUCAAUAUUUGGCUUAUCAGAAGUUACAUCCGUUGUCCUCAAAUAUGAUCAUAAGUUCAUCGAAAAUAUUGGUUAUGUCUUGUAUGGAAUAUAUAAUGUAACAAUGGUUGUGGUUUUACUCAACAUGCUGAUUGCAAUGAUUAACAGUUCAUAUCAAGAAAUAGAGGAUGACAGUGAUGUGGAGUGGAAAUUUGCUCGUUCUAAACUCUGGUUAUCCUACUUUGAUGAUGGAAAAACCCUACCACCCCCAUUCAGUCUUGUACCAAGUCCCAAAUCGUUCUUUUAUUUCUUCAUGAAGAUCAUUAAAUUAUUGAGGUGCAGAAGGAAAAGAUUACAGAAAGACAUGGAAAUGGGAAUAGGUAAUUCAAAAUCCAGGCUAAAUCUCUUUUCUCAGUCCAACUCAAGAGUUUUUGAAUCACACAGUUUUAACAGCAUUCUCAAUCAACCUUCACGCUAUCAGCAAAUCAUGAAGAGACUUAUAAAACGAUACGUUUUGAAAGCCCAGGUAGACAAGGAAAAUGAUGAAGUCAAUGAAGGUGAAUUAAAGGAAAUUAAACAAGAUAUUUCUAGUCUUCGCUAUGAACUGUUGGAAGACAAAUCUCAAGCAACAGAGGAAUUGGCAAUUCUUAUACAUAAAUUAAGUGAAAAACUCAACCCAAAUAUAUCAAGAUGUGAAUGAUCCCAAAUGACAUUUUCAAGAUUACCUGGAUUUUCACUAUAGCACAAGCAUUGGCAAUAAUAUUUCUGAGUGAUUCAUACUUGAAAAAUAUGUAGAUUUUUAGUACUAAAUGACUUUAUGUACAGCUUCAUUUGAAAUACAGUCUUAGAAAAUUUUAUAAAUUUACACACAAACAAUUUAAGUUUAUUUAAGGUAUAAAACAUAUUUGGCAUUUAUUUAAUACUGUACAAUUGUACCUAAAUAAUUUUUCAUUGCUAGUAGUUCUAUUAGUAAAAUGAAUAUUUGUAGCAAAUGAAAAAGAUUAAUAUUGUAGAUUAAAAUUUUAGGAUGGUACUGCAUGUCUGUUCUUAUCUUAUUGCUGUGAACAAUUUUUAUGAUACAAUACCAAAAGUUCAGCCAGCUCAGGAGGGAUUACUUGAAAUGAAUUAUCAAGAGUUAAGCAUGAUCAUUUUAAAGAUAUAAUCUUUCUAAAAUUAAUGGAUUGUUUCAGGAACUAGUUGUGCCUAGUAUAGAUCCACUCAAAUUAGCUAGAACUGCUUUGAGUUUCACUGAUUUCAGUGAGUCCAUUGUAAUGUCUGAUCUUAUGCAUGCUUACUUAGAAGUAGGCCAUUAAGUUCAAUAGUUUGUACUACUAUGUACAGAACUGAAAAUGCUUUAACUACUUAUCCAGGGCUACUAUAAAAGCUAGUUUGGUGUGGUGGUUAAGAUGCCAGGCUAGAAACUGGGAGACUGUAAGUUUAGUCCCAUUUUAGGCACAUAGGCUUGUGAGAGUUCUUGGGCCUGUCACUUUUUCUGAGACUUAGGAAAGAGGUAAUGCAGGGGUGGGAUUCAACCGGUGUUACUACCGGUUCAGUCAGAGUGCAUUUUGCAUGCACUUGCUUUGCG
Molecule: messenger RNA, 3423 nt
Organism: Notechis scutatus (mainland tiger snake)
Lineage: Eukaryota; Metazoa; Chordata; Lepidosauria; Squamata; Elapidae
Gene: TRPC3
Product: transient receptor potential cation channel subfamily C member 3
Biological process (GO): regulation of cytosolic calcium ion concentration; single fertilization; calcium ion transmembrane transport
Cellular component (GO): plasma membrane; cation channel complex
Molecular function (GO): store-operated calcium channel activity; inositol 1,4,5 trisphosphate binding; protein binding
Source: RefSeq, a predicted model, not a curated record